AGUGCUCAGUGAGGAGACAUCCAGAGGACCCCCUCCCCCAUCCCGGUUCACUCAGUCGCCUUUCUCCUCAGCCUUUCUCCACGCCGGCCCCGGUGCGUAUCCAUCCAGGGGGAGAGGGUCGCUGGCUCAGAGGUGCUCUCUCCUUGUCCACAUUCAGGUGAAACAGAAUGCCCUUCAAUGGCGAGAAGCAGUGUGUGGGAGAGGACCAGCCAAGCGAUUCAGACUCUUCCCAGUUUUCUGAAAGCAUGGCUUCACUCAGUGACUAUGAGUGCUCCAGGCAGAGCUUUACAAGUGACUCCUCCAGCAAAUCCAACUCUCCUGCUUCAACAAGUCCUCCCAGGGUUGUAACAUUUGAUGAAGUGAUGGCUACAGCAAGGAACUUAUCAAACAUGACUCUUGCUCACGAAAUUGCUGUAAAUGAGAACUUUCAAUUGAAACAAGAUGCCCUCCCUGAGAACAGCUUGGCCGGGCGAGUGAAGCACAUCGUUCACCAGGCCUUCUGGGACGUCUUGGAAUCAGAACUAAAUGCAGAACCGCCUGAGUAUGAACAUGCCAUUAAACUGUUUGAAGAAAUCAGAGAGAUUCUUCUCUCUUUUCUGACUCCUGGUGGCAACCGGCUUCGCAACCAGAUCUGUGAAGUUUUGGACACAGACCUCAUUAGACAGCAGGCUGAGCACAGUGCUGUUGACAUCCAAGGCCUGGCCAAUUAUGUCAUCAGUACGAUGGGAAAGCUGUGUGCUCCCGUGCGAGACGAUGAUAUCAGAGAGUUGAAGGCUACCAGCAACAUUGUGGAGGUGCUGAGACAAAUAUUCCAUGUCUUGGACCUCAUGAGAAUGGACAUGGUCAAUUUUACAAUUAGGAGUCUAAGACCACACCUUCAACGCCAGUUGGUGGAUUAUGAGAGAACCAAAUUCCAGGAAAUUUUAGAAGAAACUCCAAGUGCUCUUGAUCAAACUACAGAGUGGAUAAAAGAAUCUAUAAAUGAAGAAUUACUUUCUCUUUCUGAAGCCACUUUAACUCCUGGGGCUGAAGGUAGCUCCAAGCCAACCCUGAGCCCUACAUUGGUGCUAAAUAACAGUUACUUGAAACUGUUACAGUGGAAUUAUCGGAAAAAAGAAUUACCAGAGACACUCAUGACAGAUGGAGCACGUCUUCAGGAACUGACAGAAAAGCUGAAUCAAUUGAAAAUUAUUGCCUGCUUGUCCUUAAUUACUAACAACAUGGUGGGUGCUAUUACAGAAGGUCUACCUGAGCUUGCAAACAGAUUAAAAAGGAUUUCAGCUGUUCUACUUGAAGGCAUGAGCAAAGAGACAUUUAACUUGAAGGAGGUCCUGAAUUCUAUCGGUGUUCAGACCUGUGUUGAGGUUAACAAGACCCUGGAGGAGAGAGGUUUAUCCACUUUAAAUGCAGAAGUUCAAGCUAAUCUUGUAGGUCAAUUUUCAAGUAUCGAAGAGGAAGCCAAUCCUAUCUGGUCCUUGAUUGAUAAACGAAUCCAGCUGUACAUGAAAAGCCUACUUUGUCUCCCAAGCCCUCCAAAAUGCAUGCCUCCCAUUCCUGGAGGCCUUGCUGUUAUUCAGCAGGAGCUGGAAGUGCUGGGUUCUCAUUAUGCAAACAUUGUGAAUCUCAACAAACAAGUGUAUGGACCAUUCUAUGCAAAUAUACUUCGAAAGCUGCUCUUCAGUGAGGAAGCUGUGGGGAAGACAGAAACCUUGUCUCCUACUAACUAAAGAGAAACUGACACUGGUUAAGAGAUUGGAAACCUAGCACUUGGGGACUUGGUCCCCUCCCAUCCAGGGCAUUACAAACGUGGCAUAUGUGUCCAUGGUGCAGUGUUAGCCUGACUCUGUAUAAUGCUGUAACAGUAGCAUCACAGAAGUAUGCACAUUAGAUAGAAACUAUUUGUGUAUCAUUUUCAAGUUCAAAAGAGAUACUUUUAAUGAACAGGAAGUAAUUUUUAAUUAAUUAUAUUCCAUAUAUAAUACUUGUAAAAUAUUUUAUUAAGCACUUAUAUCUGGCUUCUUCAUUCAACCCUGAAGAAGUUGUAUUCCCUGACUUGUCACUAUCAAAUCUAAUGAUUUUUAAUUUUGUUACUUCUGAAAGGGUUGAGGGUUGGGAGAAUAACCAAGCAUAUUGACGUUCUGAAUAAAUGAUGUGAAGUCGGCAUAAUUGUAUUUGAAAA
Molecule: messenger RNA, 2179 nt
Organism: Trichechus manatus latirostris (Florida manatee)
Lineage: Eukaryota; Metazoa; Chordata; Mammalia; Sirenia; Trichechidae
Gene: TCP11L2
Product: t-complex 11 like 2
Exons: 10
Coding region: 168-1727 (519 amino acids)
Biological process (GO): signal transduction
Source: RefSeq, a predicted model, not a curated record